GCAAUGUGCAAGAACCAUAGAUAACUUUUGAGAAGGAAAAAAACUGGGUAGUGUCAGCGUUGCUGUGAACGUGGAACCAAGGAAAAGAGAUGGAGGAACAGGACUCGCCAGGAUCCCAGGCAGGAAAGAGAGUGCCAGCAAGGGGAAGCGUUCAGACUGAGAUAAUGGGGGAACGUCUGAAGGGCUUCACUAUGUCUCUGAUUAAGCAAGAGCCAGAAGAAGGGCUGGAGCAGUUAUGUGAGGUCCACAGAGAAGAAGCUCUGAAGGCUCCCUAUUUAGAUGGGAGAAACUUUCAAUAUUCUCAAUCCCCACUGGAGGAGAACACUAGACCACCUUUCAGCAGGAAGGCUCAUCCCCAUCAAUGGUGCUUCAGAGGAAAAGCUGCAGCCCGAACCCCAACAGACCUGGGCCACAAGGAAGCCCCCAGAUUCUCCAAAGGCCUGGAUCCCCCAGAGGGAGUGAAGGAAGAGGUGGUGGAGGAGGGCAGGCCCAAGGUGGAGCUGCGAUGCCAACGCUUCCGGCAGUUUUGCUACGGGGAAGCCGAGGGGCCCCAGGAAGCGUUUGGUCAACUCUGGGAACUCUGCCGCCAGUGGCUGAAGCCAGAGCGUCACUCAAAGGAGCAGAUCCUGGAGCUGGUGAUCCUGGAGCAGUUCCUGAUGAUCCUGCCGCUGGAAAUGCAGCGCUGGGUGCAGAAACAGAGUCCGGAGACGGGCAGCCAGGCGGUGGCUCUGGCCGAGGAGUUUCUUUGGAGGCCUCAAGGUGAUGAGCAGAAGAUCCAGGAGGAUCUGGUUGACUUGCCUGAUGAUUCUCCUGAUUCUGAACUGGAUCCGGCGGACAUUGUGAAAGUCGAGGUCCCCAUGGAUGGUGACAGAGGCCCCGACCAUCAACAGUACUUCCUCAGAGAAGCAGCGGACCUGCCCCAGGGAACGUACGGCAGUGGGAGGAAGAAGAUGAGUUUCGAUUCCCCGCCAAGGAGCCAGAAAGUCCCGCUGAAGGAAAAUGCGCACAAAUGCCAAUACUGUGGGAAGCUCUCCGACUGCCGCGCCCACCUGAUUAUCCACGAGCGAACUCACACGGGGGAGAAACCCCACAAGUGCUCAGCUUGUGGAAAAAGCUUCACCCGGAAGGAAUCUCUGAUUAUCCACGAGAGGUUCCACACGGGGGAGAAGCCGUACAAAUGCUCGGUGUGCGGCAAAACCUUCAGUGAUAAGAUUGGGCGGCUCAUCCACGAGAGAACUCACACCGGGGAGAAGCCAUACAAAUGCUCAGAGUGCGGGAAGAGCUUUGGGACGCGCUGCAACCUCCUGAGGCACCGCAGGGUCCACACGGGCGAGAAGCCGUAUCGCUGCUGCGACUGCGGCCAGAGUUUCCGGUACAGACCGCAGUUAGUGAUUCACGAGGGGACGCACAAGGGGGAAAAGCCUUAUAAAUGCGCCGACUGUGGAGAAACUUUCAGCCAGACGCGGCAUCUGGUGAUCCACAAGUGGACUCACACCGGGGAGAGGCCUCACGAAUGCGCCGUCUGCGGCAAGAGUUUCAAUCAAAAGUCGGACCUUAUUACUCACACCAGGACCCACACUGGGGAGAAGCCGUACGUCUGCUCCGAUUGCGGGAAGAGCUUCAUCUCUAGUUGCCAGCUGAGGAAGCACGAGAGAACUCACACCGGAGAGAAACCGUACCAGUGCGCGGAGUGUGGGAAGUGCUUCACUUACAGUUCUCACCUCACCACGCACAAGCGGACCCACACGGGUGAGAAGCCGUACCGGUGUCCGGACUGUGGGAAGCGCUUCAUUUCUAGUUCUCACUUCACCGCCCACAAAAGGACACAUACUGGCGAGAAGCCCUACCAGUGUACCUCCUGUGGGAACAGUUUCAUUCAGCGAUCGCAGCUUGCCAAACACGAGAGGUCCCACACAGGAGAGAAACCCUACGUCUGUUCCGAGUGUGGGCAAAGUUUCCGGUGGAGCCAAGGGCUCAAGAAGCACAUGCGGACUCACACUGGCGAGAAGCCAUACAAGUGCCCCAAGUGUGAGAAAAUGUUUUCCAGUUCCUCUAAUCUGUCUAGGCACCAGAAAAUCCAUGCAAGGGAGAAGCCAUAACGGGCACUUUAGGCAAAAGACAGUAGUAGGACCACACUUGGGAUAGUG
Molecule: messenger RNA, 2147 nt
Organism: Candoia aspera
Lineage: Eukaryota; Metazoa; Chordata; Lepidosauria; Squamata; Candoiidae
Product: zinc finger protein 883-like
Exons: 4
Coding region: 90-2099 (669 amino acids)
Biological process (GO): regulation of transcription by RNA polymerase II
Molecular function (GO): RNA polymerase II cis-regulatory region sequence-specific DNA binding; DNA-binding transcription factor activity, RNA polymerase II-specific
Source: RefSeq, a predicted model, not a curated record